Molecule: messenger RNA, 4538 nt
Organism: Salvelinus namaycush (lake trout)
Lineage: Eukaryota; Metazoa; Chordata; Actinopteri; Salmoniformes; Salmonidae
Gene: mfsd2ab
Product: major facilitator superfamily domain containing 2ab
Exons: 14
Coding region: 89-1690 (533 amino acids)
Biological process (GO): carbohydrate transport
Cellular component (GO): membrane
Molecular function (GO): lysophospholipid:sodium symporter activity
Source: RefSeq, a predicted model, not a curated record
ACUCAACUCUAAAAGUUACGCCGGUUUACGAACAGAUUUGUUUAUAUAAUAUUUAUUGUUUUUCCAAAGGUUAUUUAUUCAUAAAGUGAUGGCAAAAGGAGAAGGAACCGAACAAUAUUCCAACAAUAAUUUAUUAACGAAUAAACCGGUCAACUCAGAUGCGGUCAAAUUAGCUGUGAAGCGUGAACAGAAGAACAGGUUGUCCAUAUGCAACAAGCUGUGCUACGCGGUGGGAGGAGCGCCCUAUCAGAUCACAGGAUGUGCUCUGGGCUUCUUCCUUCAGAUAUACCUACUGGAUGUGGCCCAGUUGGACCCGUUCUAUGCGUCGAUCAUCCUGUUUGUGGGGAGGGCCUGGGACGCUAUAACGGAUCCCACCAUAGGCUUCCUGGUCUCGCGCUCUCCCUGGACACGCUUCGGACGCAUGUUGCCAUGGAUCCUGUUCUCCACUCCUCUAGCCGUGGUCAGUUACUUCCUCAUCUGGUACGUUCCUGUGUUUGAGGAUGGGAGGGUCAUCUGGUACCUGGUCUUCUACUGCCUCUUCCAGACCCUUCAGACGUGUUUCCAUGUGCCCUACUCGGCUCUCACCAUGUUCAUCAGUGAAGACCAGAAGGAGAGGGACUCUGCCACUGCUUACAGAAUGACGGUAGAGGUUCUGGGUACUGUGAUUGGCACAGCCGUCCAGGGUCAGAUUGUGGGCAUGGCCAACGCCCCCUGUAUCCCGACGCCCGGUGAUAAUGUCACGGCCGACGGGUUAAACUCCUCCCUGCUGCUGGGACAGGAAGUCAACGCCACGAUCACCACUGUCAUCACCCUGGACCAAACGAAAACGGCCUACAACGUCGCCUCCGGAGCCAUCUGUUCCAUCUACGUGCUCUGUGCUGUGGUGCUGUUCUUCGGAGUCAAGGAGAAGAAAGAGUCGUCUCGGCCUCGGUCAGAACCCAUGUCGUUCUGGCAGGGUAUCAGGCUGGUGAUGGGCCAUGGACCUUACGUCAAGCUGGUGAUGGGCUUCCUCUUCACUUCACUGGCUUUCAUGCUCCUGGAAGGGAACUUUGCUCUGUUCUGCUGCUACACUCUGGGCUUAAGGAACGACUUCCAGAACAUUCUACUGGUCAUCAUGCUCGCUGCGACGCUCACCAUCCCCUUCUGGCAGUGGUUCCUCACCAAGUUUGGCAAGAAGACAGCUGUGUACAUCGGCACCUCUUCUGUGAUCCCCUUCAUGAUCCUGCUGGUGUGUGUGAAGAGUAAUCUCAUCAUUACCUACAUCGUGUCGUUCGCUGCCGGGAUCGGAGUCGCUGCUGCCUUCCUGUUGCCAUGGUCCAUGUUGCCAGACGUGGUGGAUGACUUCCAGGUCCAGAACCCAGACUCUCAGGGUCACGAAGCCAUCUUUUAUUCCUUCUAUGUCUUCUUCACCAAGUUUGCCUCUGGAAUCUCCCUGGGGAUCUCCACUCUCAGCUUGGAUUUUGCUGGGUAUAUGACUCGAGGUUGCACCCAGCCUGAGAACGUGGAUAUAACCCUGAAGGUUCUGGUCUCCGCGGCACCCAUAGGACUCAUUCUGAUUGGCCUGGUCAUAUUCCGCUCUUAUCCAAUCGACGAAGAGAGGAGGCAGGGCAACAGGAAGCUGCUGCAGGAGCAACGGGAAAAUGAGGCAGACUCCAAAACCGACUCCACAGAACUGACCAACAUGGUGUAGGUUCUAGAACACUCAUGGAUCAAUGGGGUGACUGAUUGUUGCUUGCACUAAGGUGGGGCUAAUGAGGGGGCUGGACCUAUCACGAAGGAGAUACUGCUUCCAUCCAAUCACACUGCUGCUUCAGGUCUCUGAACUUCAAAGGAUCACUAACAUAAGGCCAAAACCAGAAAAUGUUUCUAAAACUGCAGCUCCGUAUGGCAAGGAAGGACAACAUAUCUUACCCCCCCCCCAUGAUAUGACUGACGGCCUUCCUGGUUUAAGUCCCGCCCACUUCAGCUAUGACACAUUUUCCCAACAGACGUCACCCGCUCUGUCGUCAGUGUUGUUUUUGGGGUCAAAUCUAAAAUGGCAACCCAUUUCCUAGUGCACUAUAUGGGGAUGUGACGGCGUAAUGGGGACUCUUUACGGUGUCAUUUGAGACCCUUUUUUGAUGUCAAAUUAAUGUUGCACAGAACCUUAAUGUUAUGGGUACAAUGCGUAGUACUGUUGUGUACCAUUUGUUGAUGUAUAUUGCCAUAACUUUAUCUAUUGUAGGUAUAACUUGAACAUCUCUAAUGACUUUAGACACUAGAACAAUUUAUUACAACCCUCAUUUUCUAGGGUGAAGAAGACUGUCCAAAGCUAAAUAAGAGCCUUUUUACUUAUUUUUUUUUUUUUUUUUUACUGGUAUCGAUUACAAAAGUCAGACUUUUACAUUUUUGAUAGAAUAUUUCUACAACAACUUUGAAUAUCAAAUGUUUCUACUAAGUGUGUAUAUAGACUUCAGUUUGGUACUGUGUUGACUGGUAGGGCUACUGUACUGUCUUGACUGGUAGGGCUACUGUACUGUCUUGACUGGUAGGGCUACUGUACUGUCUUGACUGGUAGGGCUACUGUACUGUCUUGACUGGUAGGGCUACUGUACUGUCUUGACUGGUAGGACUACUGUACUGUCUUGACUGGUAGGGCUACUGUACUGUCUUGACUGGUAGGGCUACUGUACUGUCUUGACUGGUAGGGCUACUGUACUGUCUUGACUGGUAGGGCUACUGUACUGUCUUGACUGGUAGGACUACUGUACUGUCUUGACUGGUAGGACUACUGUACUGUCUUGACUGGUAGGACUACUGUACUGUCUUGACUGGUAGGGCUACUGUACUGUCUUGACUGGUAGGGCUACUGUACUGUCUUGACUGGUAGGGCUACUGUACUGUCUUGACUGGUAGGGCUACUGUACUGCCUUGACUGGUAGGGCUACUGUACUGCCUUGACUGGUAGGGCUACUGUACUGUCUUGACUGGUAGGGCUACUGUACUGUCUUGACUGGUAGGGCUACUGUACUGUCUUGACUGGUAGGGCUACUGUACUGUCUUGACUGGUAGGGCUACUGUACUGUCUUGACUGGUAGGGCUACUGUACUGUCUUGACUGGUAGGGCUACUGUACUGUCUUGACUGGUAGGGCUACUGUACUGUCUUGACUGGUAGGACUACUGUACUGUCUUGACUGGUAGGGCUACUGUACUGUCUUGACUGGUAGGGCUACUGUACUGUCUUGACUGGUAGGGCUACUGUACUGUCUUGACUGGUAGGGCUACUGUACUGUCUUGACUGGUAGGGCUACUGUACUGCCUUGACUGGUAGGGCUACUGUACUGUCUUGACUGGUAGGGCUACUGUACUGUCUUGACUGGUAGGGCUACUGUACUGUCUUGACUGGUAGGGCUACUGUACUGUCUUGACUGGUAGGGCUACUGUACUGUCUUGACUGGUAGGGCUACUUUACUGUCUUGACUGGUAGGGCUCUGACUACUGUACUGUCUUGACUGGUAGGACUCUGACUACUGUACUGUCUUAAUCCAGCAUCAGCUGCUUCUGAUCUGUAAUAUAUUGUCGACCUGUUAGUCCCAGUAUCUGCAUACUGUUAAUUCAACACUUUUCCCCCCUCCUUUGUUUGUUGUGUUUAUGUACAUAUUUAGCAAUGUCUGGAAUAAGUUAGAUUUGUAUCAUUUAGUUCCUUUUUUUAAGACCUUGUCUACUAUUUGACACACUUUACAAGGAAGUGAGAUCUCUUAUCGAUUUAUUGUUUUACAAGUCGUGUGUUUCAUACAGUUUGAAACCAACUCAAAUGUUUCCUUCCCCACUUUUCUAUGGGCGGGUUUGUUUUGUAUGGUCCAGUACCCCUGGUGGGUGGAGAUUUCACUUUAAGGACCAAUGCAAUGCUCUAAAAUGUACAAACACUGCCUACCCAGGGCACCGGGCCAUACAAAACAAACUUGACCAUAAGCAUAUUCAACAGGGGUGUAUUCACUAGGAAAGCAAACAGGGAGGAACCUACCUGAAUUCGUGCAAUAUAAACGUUCGCACAAAUGAAUACACCCCAGUGUGGCCCAGAAGAGAUUUGUGUCCAACUUUAUAACUCUAUAGACUGGAGGUAAAAGCUGUGCUCUUCACAGCACUUUCCUCACCAUUAAACCAGAACCACUAUAGCACAACUGUGAACCAAGCUAUUUUACACAGCCUAUACAAUCUAUAGUAUCUCUACUACGUCGUUACUAGUUAACGACGUAGUGUUGUGCAAAACCAUAAUGACAGCUCGUACUAAUCUAGAAAGAGUACAUUUUGAAGUAUUUGAGUGACAUCUGCAGCGUGGACUUUUGAAAAAUAUCCUGCUUUAUAUUCUAGAUUUAUCCUAUUUUUAAAAAUAUAAUAUAUUUUUUAAGGCUGCGGUUGCAACUGAAAUUAGUUCUGAAUGCGUAUGACAAAGUUCUCACUUCCAUGUGUAUUGGGCUCAAAACCUUUUUAUUUGGAAAGUUAACAAUUUUUAUUUAUUUUUUAAUUUUAUUUUUUUAAUGGUAAAUCCUCAGUCUUA